Molecule: messenger RNA, 2498 nt
Organism: Cottoperca gobio
Lineage: Eukaryota; Metazoa; Chordata; Actinopteri; Perciformes; Bovichtidae
Gene: gtf2h1
Product: general transcription factor IIH, polypeptide 1
Exons: 15
Coding region: 210-1862 (550 amino acids)
Biological process (GO): DNA-templated transcription; nucleotide-excision repair
Cellular component (GO): transcription factor TFIIH core complex
Source: RefSeq, a predicted model, not a curated record
CGAUAUCCAGCCGGAACGUUUUCUGUGUAACACGCCGCCUGGCAGUCAUGUUGCCGUUUAAGUCAGGACGCUCUCUGUUAGAGUAGUCAAAUUCAGUUUAAAAUAACUCAUUCAGUUAUUUAUAUAUCCAAGAAUACAUCAGUGUCAGAUUAUGUGUUGAAGGAAAGCGAGGUAUCCGUUGCAGUAUCGAUUUAUUUUGAGUUUGAGCCAUGGCCUCACUAUCAGAAGAGGUGCUGCUGGUAAUGAAAAAGGUUCGCCAGAGGAAGCAGGAUGGCACACUUUAUCUGAUGGCUGAACGUAUAGCCUGGGGUCCAGAGGGCAAAGACCGCUUCUCAGUCAGCCACUUGUAUGCAGAUAUUCGUUGUCAGAAGAUCAGCCCAGAUGGUAAAGCCAAAAUUCAGCUGCAGCUGGUGCUUCACACCGGCGACAGUACCACAUUCCACUUUUCCAAUGAGAGCAGUGCACUCAAAGACAGAGACGCUGCCAAGGAGCUGCUACAGCAGCUGCUGCCCAAGUUCAAGAAGAAAGCCAACAAGGAACUGGAGGAGAAAAACAGGAUGCUUCAAGAAGAUCCUGUGCUUUUCCAGUUGUAUAAAGAUCUCGUGGUGAGCCAGGUGAUCAGUGCGGAUGAAUUCUGGGCCAACCGGUUAGGAGACAUAAACAAUGCAGACCCCGCUUUAUUCAACAACAAACAGGAAGUCGGUAUAUCUGGAGCCUUUCUGGCAGACAUUAGACCUCAGACAGAUGGCUGCAAUGGCUUGAGAUAUAAUCUAACAGCUGACAUUAUUGAAUCCAUCUUCAGAACAUACCCUGCAGUGAAGCAGAAGUAUAAUGAAAAUGUGCCUCAUGACCUGACGGAGAAGGAGUUCUGGACCCGCUUUUUCCAGUCCCAUUAUUUUCACAGAGACCGCAUCAACACAGGAACACAGGAUAUCUUCUCAGAGUGUGCCAAACAGGAUGAACUGGGGUUAAAGUCUAUGGUGGUUCAAGGAGUGAGGAAUCCUUUGGUCGACCUCUUGUCUUUGGAGGAUAAAACGUUAGACGAGGGUUAUGGAGUUAGCACAACAUUGCCCUCAACUUCCAAUUCCAACAGGACUGUGAAAGAUAGCAGCAACUCUGCCAUAAUAAAGCGGUUCAACCAUCACAGUGCCAUGGUGCUGGCAGCAGGCUCGCGCAAGGGGGACAUACCAGCUGACCAAGCUAAUGAGACGAGCAGCACAGAUGGAAACUCAAGGGACUCUGACUUCUUCCAGCCUCCUGUAAAAAAGGUUAAAAUACAAGAAGCCAUAGAAUAUGAAGAUCUGCGACGGGAAAAGAAACCAAAAACGGUGCCGUUAAACCUCAAGAAGUCUGACAGGUAUGCUCAUGGUCCUGUGCCACUUCAGUCCCAACAAUAUAAGACUGGCCAGGAUAUCAUCAACUCGCUCAACUACAUCCGGCAUGAGAUGGUCAAUUAUAAACCCAACCUCACUCAGGUGUUGUGCAGUACAACAGCUAGUUCUGCCAUUGCAGCACUUUCUCCAGGUGGCGUCCUCAUGCAGGCAACAACACAGCAAGCCAUAAAUCAGAUGGUACCUACUGAUGUUCAAGGAGAGUUGAAGCAUCUUUAUGCAGCUGCUGGAGAGUUGUUGAGACACUUCUGGUCCUGUUUUCCUGUAAACACACCAUUUUUGGAGGAGAAGGUGUCGAAAAUGAAGUCAAACCUGGAGAGAUUUCAGAUGACCAAGCUUUGUCCUUUUCAAGAGAAGAUUCAGCGUCAGUACUUGAGUGCAAAUCUCACAGGGCAUUUGGAGGAGAUGUUUCAGACGGCCUAUAGCAAGUUCCACGUCUGGCAAACCCGGCGCAUGUUGAGGAAAACCUGAGGUCUGGUGGUUUGUCAAAGAGAGUACAUGGAACAUUACAGUAUAUGGACAAAUGACCUGAAAAGGUUCUCCAGACUGCUGUGAAGAGAGCACAAAUCACAGCCUGAUGGGACGAGAUUCACCGGGGCUUAACGAGGAUAUAGAUGGACGCUGCUACAUCCCAGACUGUUCCAACAGAGACUAACUGCAUCUGAGUCACGCAUAACUGUAUUUUAGUUUUUCUCUUUGUUUAUGUUUUCUCAAUGGUUGAGAGAUUGGUGCCUUCAAUGGUUAAAUGGGACUUUUAAAUUGGUGUAAUGUGACCAAAUGGAAAAUCAGAAAGGCACUCAGGACAGCAGGCUGAUGUGUGAAAUAUAAGCAGAAGACUGACAAUAUGUGUUUCAUCCGUGCACAGAGCAGAGAAAGAGCUUGGACAUACAAGGAUCCUCUAUGAGCACAGGGUCGAUUCUGAAGCGAAAGGUGAAGUGAAUAUAGCAAUACUGUAAAGACCUUUCACACUGAGUGCAUUAGUGUGCAUGUGUGUGUGUGUGUGGCUUAAAUCACACUCACUGGUUUGUAAUGUAUGCACCUUCUAUCUGCACUGAAGAUGAAAAAAUGUCACUGAAUUAAAGUGAGAUUUUGUUCAUGCCAAUGUUC